UAAAAGGAACGAUGAAGUGUCUCGUCUUCAUCUGUCCAGUUUUAUUUAUGAUGACUCGAGCUCAGACGGUGCCUCCAGAGUGUAGGAGAUCUCCAACCUUCAGAAGCCCAGAGACCACAGACAUAAUGGUGAGCUGUGGCACUGAGUUCAUAGAGUUGACCAUCUUACUGUGUCCACUUUACUAUGACGACUACAACGAGUCCAUGCUGAUGCUGAACAACCAGUCCCGGCCGGAGUGCACGGGGACCACGGACUUGAGCGCGACGCCUCCUGUGAUCAGAUACACGCUCUCCAUCAGUGACGAGUCUGUGCAAGCCUGCGACAACAAUAUACAGAUCAUAGAUCGCAUUGGGACUGGAGCAUUUUCAGAUUUCUCAAACAUUCAGUAUGUGACGAUCUCCGGCAUGGUGGCGACGUUUGAUCCCACUGCAAGUCUGAUCACCUACAAGCCUACGAUGACCUACCUGUACUCCUGCACCUACCCUCUGGAGUAUUUCCUGAACAACACCCAAUUAGUUGUAGCGGGAUCAGAGUUGGCCAUAAACCAAAACAAUGGCAGUUUCCUAAGCUCUUUGAAGUUCAACCUUUACAAAAAUGAAUUUUAUAAUGAAUCCCUUAUAAUUCCGAAAACAGGACUUCCCCUGAAAACACCCAUAUACGCUGAAGUGAGCGCCUCCAGCUUAACAGACAGGUUUAAUGUGCUGCUCUCGUGGUGCAAAGCUACAGUGGAGCCAUACACAGCUGCUACAGAAGGAUAUAACCUUUUUGUGGGCUGUGAAGUGGAGCCUCACACAACGUUGGGACAAAAUGGCGUCUCGGACAAGGCGCGGUUUGUGUUUCAGGCGUUUCGUUUUGUGCAGCAUAAGAAUCGUACGGUGUCUGAGUUUUACCUGCACUGCUACUCGAGCCUCUGCGAGAAGGACGAGUGUGCCAGCAAGCUCCCGAACUGUACAGGUGGAGGGCCAACAAACCGGAAGAGAAGAGAGGCCACAGACUCAAACGGUGCUACAAUCACUUCUCCUGCCAUUAUAGUGAGCACGCCGGCCUUUGGAGAAGCCUACAGUCGCCCCCUGGUGGCAGUGAUUGUGUGUCUGUCUAUUCUCGCCCUCCUCACGGUCGUGAUGGGGGCGUGCUUCAUCUGGACCGUCAGACGCAAAGCCCCUCUAUUAAAACACACUAAGUGA
Molecule: messenger RNA, 1184 nt
Organism: Periophthalmus magnuspinnatus
Lineage: Eukaryota; Metazoa; Chordata; Actinopteri; Gobiiformes; Gobiidae
Product: zona pellucida-like domain-containing protein 1
Exons: 9
Coding region: 12-1184 (390 amino acids)
Cellular component (GO): cell surface
Source: RefSeq, a predicted model, not a curated record